AUGGCCCAACUUUCUCUUUUGAUUGGCCCAGGUCUGUUCUUUAUUCCCCUUUACCAAUUUCAGUCUGAUUGUUGCUCUGUUUCUCUGUUCUGUGUGGCCAAGGCGUCCACCAGAGAGAUUUACUUGUUGAUCUCCUUUUGGCAAGGUAACUUUUGUCCUGGAUAUUCUCGGGUUUCUUACCUUAAGCCGUCAACCGACCUUAAGCCCAUUACAACCUCCGUUACCUCAUCGUGUCGGAUCAUGCUCUCAUAUAGAGCUACUCGAACUUUCCUUUGCGAUCCCGAAUUGUAUUCACAGCCUCUGUUCAGAAUUGGAAAUAUUGGGUUUAACCACCACUCCAAAAGCCUCGGAUUGAAGAAGACCGACUUUCACUGGAGUUUGUUCAAUCCUUCAUCUCCAUUCCCUCUCAAUCUGAAGUUUCAUCAAGUGCUAACCAACGACUUUAAGGAUCCUCUUCAUGAAAAUCGACGAUGGAAGAAGAGCGGCAUUAUGAUCCCGCCUCCAAGGAGCGAUCUCCCUAUUGAAUUUACAAGAUUGCAGAAGAAGGGCAUUAUGAUCCCGCAUCAAACGAGCGGAUAUUCAACCCUUUGUCCCAAUGUCCUCGCUGCGUUUUGCGUCGACGAACACAGAGGUACAGGACUCUUUCUCAACGUCAUUUUAUCAUUGUUUGAUAGUGACUAUCUCAUAAUUCUCCGACUUGUUCGUGGACGUGUCUUUGACACACUUUGA
Molecule: messenger RNA, 729 nt
Organism: Arabidopsis thaliana (thale cress)
Lineage: Eukaryota; Viridiplantae; Streptophyta; Magnoliopsida; Brassicales; Brassicaceae
Exons: 4
Coding region: 1-729 (242 amino acids)
Source: RefSeq, marked reviewed